GACAGGGUAACCAGCUAAUUUGUGGUGUGGUCGUCGUCUAUCCACCGGAAGAAGUUGAGUUCUCUUUUCUCCACCAACUCGGCGAACUUAAGUUCCGCUCACAAUCUUCUGGGGGUAUUUUCUAUGAUGGGAGUUUAUAGCUGUAACGCAGUGUUGAACACCGUCUUCCCCUUUGUUGGUGGUGGUGGAAGCCACUAUAGGCUCUACUUUAGUCCAAAAACCCCAUUCUCUGUAGAAGAAUCUCGUCGUCGUCGUUUUAGUUGCAAAUGUAUGAUGGCUGGGGAGGUUGUAGACAAGGAAGAAAAGGGCCCUAGAAGAUUCAAUUGGGUUGGUCUUACAGAAGAACAAGAGGAGGAGGAGGAGGCAAUCACUCGGAUUCCAGUUAAGAUGUCAAAACGCUGUCAAGCGCUUAUGAAGCAGAUAAUAUGCUUCGAAAAGGGUAGCAGCUUUAGCGAGAUGUUAGGUGCUUGGGUUAGGAGGAUGAAACCCAUUCGAGCUGACUGGCUUUCCCUUCUUAAAGAGCUCACCAAUCUUCACUCUCCCUUUUAUAUCAAGGUGGCUGAAUUUGCGCUGCUCGAGGAUUCCUUUGAAGCUAACCCCCGCGACUAUACCAAGAUCAUCCAUCACUAUGGGAAGCUUAACCAAAUUCAAGACGCUGAGAACACUCUCGUUUCUAUGAAAAACCGAGGCUUUCUCAUUGAUCAGGUCACCCUAACUGCCAUGGUUCAGUCGUACAGCAAGGCAGGCUACCACCUCUUGGCUGAAGAAACUUUCAACGAUAUCAAAUUGCUCGGGGAACCACUUGACUAUCGAUCCUAUGGUUCCAUGAUUAUGGCCUACAUCAGAGCUGGCACUCCCGAGAAAGGAGAGGCUUUGCUCAGAGAAAUGGACUCCCAUGAUCUCUGUGCCGGGAGAGAGGUUUACAAGGCCUUGUUGAGAUCCUACUCUAUGUCUGGAGAUCCCCAAGGAUCCAAGCGUGUUUUUGAUGCUCUUCAGAUCGCGGGGAUCACUCCUGAUGCAAAGCUAUGCGGUCUGCUCAUUAACGCACACAGUGUCUCGGGUCAGAGCCACAAUGCGCGUUUGGCUUUUGAGAAUAUGAGAAAAGCCGGAAUCAAAGCUACUGACAAGUGUGUGGCUCUUGUGCUCUCUGCAUAUCAAAUGGAAGAAAAGCUCAAUGAGGCGUUAGGGUUCUUAGUUGAGCUUGAGAAAGACUCCAUCAUGGUUGGGGAAGAAGCUUCUGCUGUGCUGGCUCGGUGGUUUAAGAAGCUGGGUGUUGUUGAAGAAGUUGAGUUACUUCUCAGGGAAUUUUCAUCCCACAAAACACUCUGACAGACAGGCUUAGGAGAUUGAUUGGGAUUCACAUCAUCAUGCUUGCAAACGAGAUGCACAAUCUGAUGUUUCUAUCUAUACAAUGGUUCAAUAUAUUAUCUAAACCAAUACACUUUAUAUACAUGUUCCAUCUAAUCUCAUGUUCUAUUUAUUGUC
This is a messenger RNA of Brassica oleracea var. oleracea, 1485 nucleotides long. Its product is annotated as pentatricopeptide repeat-containing protein At1g01970. Gene Ontology annotation, molecular function: protein binding. The record is from RefSeq and is a predicted model, not a curated record. The coding region runs from base 124 to 1329 and encodes 401 amino acids. The transcript is spliced from 2 exons. Lineage: Eukaryota; Viridiplantae; Streptophyta; Magnoliopsida; Brassicales; Brassicaceae.